Messenger RNA from Miniopterus natalensis, 5844 nucleotides. NCBI's taxonomy places the organism in Eukaryota, Metazoa, Chordata, Mammalia, Chiroptera, Miniopteridae. The record is from RefSeq and is a predicted model, not a curated record.
GAAGGAAAGAGCCCCAUCCUAAAUAAUCGUGGUUGGUUGUCAGAGUCCUUCAUGACCUUCUGGGAAGCAGACUUCAGCUCCGCUUCAGAGAUUGACCACAUCCUUCCAGGUUUUUAGAACCUGGAGUAGUUUGGAAAGAAUGCUCUUGGUCUUUGACAAGGUCCCACUGUAAGUAGUUGAGAAAGUUCUUUCAGGUAGGUGUGUUUCUAUAAUCAGUGUGCGGACGAAGCUUCGUUAAGUGUGAGUGGAAUGUUGGGAUAUGAUGCUGGGCUCCUAGUAGGCACUUAAAACUUGCCUUUGCCUAACUAAGGUUGUCUCUUGAAAUAACUUUUUAAUGAAAACCUUUCUGCUUGUUCUUGCUUUUGGGGAACCUGAAACAAUGUUACCAUGUUAGCAGAUUUUAAGGCUAGCUGCUGUCUUGGAAGUAUGCUUCAGAGCCCGUUAGCCUUUAAUUGUAGGUUUUGUUGGUUGCCUGAGGAGAGAUGUCCAGUACCCUCACCUGUAGUUGUAUGAGAAAGUCGGCCUGCUGUUUUCAGCAGAGGAGAAAGGGAGGCAUUUCUGUUUGGCUUUUAGAGAGCGGAAACUGGCAUGUUUUCAGGCUACAUUUUAAUUCUCACCUUUUACAUUUGGUGUCAGGGAAGAAAACUGCAUUUUCCACAAACCCCUCUUUGUUACUGCAGACAGAGGCAGGAUACAGAGAGCUCCGGUGACUUCUGGUUCUGAUCUGGAGUGUUUCUCUUCAGCAACGGGUAGCAGAAUUGGAAAAAAUUAAUGCAGAAUUUUUACGUGCACAGCAGCAGCUUGAACAAGAAUUUAAUCAAAAGAGAGCAAAAUUUAAAGAGUUAUAUUUGGCUAAAGAGGAGGAUCUGAAGAGGCAAAAUGCAGUGUUACAAGCUGCACAAGAUGAUUUGGGACACCUUCGAACACAGCUAUUGGAAGCCCAAGCAGAGAUGGAGAAUAUCAAGGCCAUUGCCACGGUCUCUGAGAAUACCAAGCAAGAAGCUAUAGAUGAAGUAAAAAGACAGUGGAGAGAAGAGGUUGCUUCACUUCAGGCUGUUAUGAAAGAAACAGUUCGUGACUAUGAGCACCAGUUCCACCUUCGCCUGGAGCAGGAGCGAACACAGUGGUCACAGUAUCGAGAAUCUGCAGAGAGGGAAAUAGCUGAUUUAAGGAGAAGGCUGUCUGAAGGUCAAGAGGAGGAAAAUUUAGAAAAUGAAAUGAAAAAGGCGCAAGAGGAUGCUGAAAAACUUCGGUCUGUUGUGAUGCCCAUGGAGAAGGAAAUUGCGGCUUUGAAAGAUAAACUGACAGAGGCUGAAGACAAGGUUAAAGAGCUGGAAGCCUCAAAGGUGAAAGAACUGAAUCAUUAUCUGGAGGCUGAGAAAUCUUGUAGGACUGAUCUAGAGAUGUAUGUAGCUGUUUUGAAUACUCAGAAAUCCGUUCUACAGGAAGAUGCUGAGAAACUGCGGAAAGAAUUGCAUGAAGUUUGCCAUCUCUUGGAGCAAGAGCGACAACAACACAACCAGUUAAAACAUACGUGGCAGAAGGCCAAUGACCAGUUUCUGGAAUCUCAACGUUUGCUGAUGAGGGACAUGCAGAGAAUGGAGAUUGUGCUAACUUCAGAACAGCUCCGACAAGUUGAAGAACUAAAAAAGAAAGACCAGGAGGAAGAUGAACAACAAAGACUUAAUAAGAGAAAGGACCACAAAAAAACAGAUGUUGAGGAAGAAGUGAAAAUACCAGUAGUGUGUGCUUUAACCCAUGAAGAAUCUUCAGCCCAGUUAUCAAAUGAAGAGGAGCAUUUAGAUAGUACCCAUGGUUCAGUCCAUUCCUUAGAUGCAGAUUUACUAUUGCCAUCUGGAGAUCCAUUCAGUAAAUUGGACAAUGACAUGUUUAAAGAUGGACUCAGGAGAGCACAGUCUACAGACAGCUUGGGAACCUCAGGCUCACUGCAAUCCAAAGCUUUAGGCUAUAACUACAAAGCAAAAUCUGCUGGAAACCUGGAUGAAUCAGAUUUUGGACCACUUGUAGGAGCAGAUUCAGUGUCUGAGAACUUUGAUACUGCCUCCCUUGGGUCACUGCAAAUGCCAAGUGGGUUUACAUUAACCAAAGAUCAAGAAAGAGCAAUCAAGGCAAUGACACCUGAACAAGAAGAGACGGCAUCCCUCCUCUCCAGUGUCACCCAGAGUAUGGAAAGUGCUUAUGUGUCCCCCAGUGGUUAUCGCUUAGUCAGUGAGACAGAAUGGAAUCUCCUGCAAAAAGAGGUACAUAAUGCUGGAAAUAAACUUGGUAGACGUUGUGAUAUGUGUUCCAAUUAUGAAAAACAGUUGCAAGGAAUUCAGAUUCAGGAGGCUGAAACAAGAGACCAGGUGAAAAAACUGCAGGUGAUGCUAAGGCAAGCAAAUGACCAGUUAGAGAAGACAAUGAAAGAUAAACAGGAGCUAGAAGACUUCAUAAAGCAGAGCACUGAAGAUUCAAGCCAUCAGAUCUCUGCACUUGUCCUAAGAGCCCAAGCAUCUGAAGUUUUACUUGAAGAGUUAAAACAGGGGUUUUCCCAAGCAAAGAGGGAUGUUCAGGAACAGAUGGCAGUGCUGAUGCAGUCACGGGAACAGGUUUCAGAAGAGCUGGUGAGGUUACAGAAAGAUAAUGACAGUCUUCAGGGAAAGCAUAGCUUGCAUGUAUCCUUACAGCAAGCGGAAGAUUUCAUUCUCCCAGACACUAUGGAGGAACUCCGGGACUUGGUAUUAAAAUACCGUGAGAACAUUAUUAAUGUGCGGACAGCAGCAGACCACAUGGAAGAAAAGCUGAAGGCUGAAAUACUUUUCCUAAAAGAGCAGAUACAAGCGGAACAGUGUUUAAAAGAGAACCUUGAAGAAACUCUGCAGUUAGAAAUAGAAAACUGCAAGGAAGAAAUAGCUUCCAUUUCUAGCUUAAAAGCUGAAUUAGAAAGAAUAAAAAUAGAAAAAGGACAGUUGGAGUCCACAUUACGAGAGAAGUCUCAACAGCUUGAGAGCCUUCAAGAAAUGAAAAUCACUUUGGAAGAACAGUUGAAAAAAGAGACUACUGCUAAGGUUACCAUUGAACAGCUCAUGUUCGAAGAGAAGAACAAGGCUCAGAGGUUGCAGACAGAACUAGAUGUCAGUGAACAAGUCCAGAGAGAUUUUGUGAAGCUUUCUCAGACCCUUCAGGUGCAGUUAGAGCGGAUCCGGCAAGCAGACUCCUUGGAGAGAGUCCGGGCAAUUCUGAAUGAUACCAAACUGACAGACAUUAACCAGCUCCCUGAGACAUGACACCUUCGUAGCAGGAUUCUCGCCUGCACUUUGGGUUUUUAACUCAUCUUUAGAGCAACAUUAAUUAUUUAACUCUUAACUAAAGAAGAAGUCACAAAAAAGGAAGACCGGAGAAAUGUGUAUUUCUAGAGGGAGAAGAAUGUGCAGCACAGGAACAGCAAACAGCCAGGCUAAUUUGCAGCAGAAAGACCUUUCAAAUGGGAACACUAAGGAGACCCCAGACUUGAUUCCAGCGGAUGUGGGAUUGGAUUCGGAGAUGGAGAAAGUGCUGUUUCCUUGCCUAUUUAUCCUACGUUUCCCUGCCCUAAAGUACCAACCCAGUAGUGUUUGGAAUUACAUUUCCUGUUCAUAGAUAUUGGGAGAUAACUUUUUUCUGUUCUCUAGAGUACAUCAGUAACAGUAUUCAGCUAGCGAGAUGUGUAGUAUGCUGUAUGAAUAUUUUAUAUUAAAAUAUGAAGUUUGAGAGCAGGCCAUUGGCUAGUGACUGCAUUUCCUAGCCCAGUGCUUUUUUUUAAAAAAACUGUUGUAUCUUUCAUUGGAGGACCUUAAAUGCUACUGAAACUUGCCUGAGAACCAGAAGAUGUGGCAAACAAAGCCAGUGCAAGAACUGAAUUAUGAGAAUUUGAAAACGUGACCGGGCUGUAUUAGAAAUUGAGGUUAAAGGAGAAGCACAAGAAACUAUUCGGAAGCACUUUUUCUGCUACCUGAAUGAAUUUCAUGGGCCCAUAAGUAACCAGGGUCAAGCUGAACUGGUACCAGCUACUUUUGAAAACUUUUAGUUAUUGGAUCAGUGGGAAAAGAUAAUGUUAACAAAACAAGCUGUGUCUGACAACAUCUAGUAUAAAUUUAAAAUCUGCUGCUUACUUUUAACUCGAAUCAAUGGACCUAAGUACUGUUUCAGAAGUGUCAAAUACAAAAGUGGUGGUAACUGUGUUUGACAGAUACCUGUUGUCUUUUUCUUUAUAAUUUAGACCUGGAGUGUGAUGAUGCGUAUGAAGUGGGGAAACCCCAGUCAGUCUGUCCAUCAGUUUGGAAAUCUGCUUCGUCAUUUCUGAUGUUAGGUUCCUUUUCUUUGUGAAGAAAGCGUCAGUGAACAGGCUGCCUUUGCUGGAGCUGUAUGAAGUGUUGCAGAAAGCACAGGGAAGGAAUGGUUGCAGUGUGUUCACCUGCUGCAGGACUGUUAGCCCGUGGAAGCCUCCACUGUUUCAUUCAUGAGAGAUGGUUCAAAAGUAAUACUGUUUUCAAAUAAUUUUUGUGAUUGGUGUUACGUAACAGCAGGGUACUUGAAGGAACCUUAUGGUAACUAAGUGGGUUAAGUAGAUUAUGUGGCUCAUUUAAGGCUACCACCAACUUAGAGUUUAAAGUGAACCAUCAUUGUUAUAAAUGAAGUGAUUAUGGACUAGUCCUAAAGAUCUUUACUUCUGUCUUCCAUGGGACAAGAUAAGGACUACAUACCUCAUCCUUGGGUUAUUUUGCAGUCUUGCAUUCACGAUUGUGAAUUUAAAAGUAAAUACUAAUUAUGGAAAUAGUGCUAUAGGCUUGCCAUGCAUGAAACAUUGUACUUGGUUUAAAGCCCCUUUGUAUAAAGUACCACUUGGUUUAAAGGAAACAUCCUCGUUAUGUAAGUGUAAGACUAGUUCCUUGGGCAAGCCCUGAGCUAAUUUCAGAAUAUUAAAAUUGGCACUAUAAAUCAGGAUGGGUGGGUAAUUUAUAGUCUUCCUGAACUAAACUGUGGCUCCUGGGGACUGCUCUGCUGAGAUACCUUGCAGACGUUUUUCUCCAUAAGAUGGUAUUGGGCCAAUAAAAUCAUGAUGAGUGGACCACUGGUGGUCUCUACUUUGGCAGAUGCAGGCUGUUGGAACCUACUUUGUUGAGAAAAACCCAAACUGUUACUUUCGGUUUUGUUAACAAUUUGUUUCUGGUAGGAAGCAAACAUUGUGCCACUAUCCUGGUAGGAAAUGCUUUAAUCUGGGUUUUCUGUAUAAACAGGAACUGAUUUAGAAGGUAGGAUUUAGCCUGUCUGGACAAAAGAAAAGAUCAGUUGGGUUUCACGAGUGUUCCUGUGCUUGUAUUAAAGUCUGUACACAUUUUCUCACGCAUGUCUAACAUGAUUUACCUCCUACCUGUAACCUACCUUACCAUGUGGCUUUUAAAUUGGCAGCCACUCAGCCAUUUCUAGGCAGGUACCAUUUCUAGGCAGGUGCCGUUUCUAGGCAGGUAUGGUAUUACCUUUCAGAACUCAUAUGGGCAGGUAUAAAAAGUUUACUGAAAGCUAACUGAGAACAAAGCCGUAUAUUGAUACUAAGUUGUUUCUUUUCCCCUCUGAGGUCCUACACUUGUACCUUGUACUCACUCAGAAACACGUUCUGGGACACAGUGUACAGCCAGGCGCGGCUCUGAAAGAUAAUGCUGCCUGACCAAGUGAGCCAGCAGUGGCCUUGCAGUUGUGGAUCCUGGGCUUGGCUCUGCGCAGGUUUCAGAUGUAACUUUUUGUUAACUGUACUGAAGGUGUGUCUUUAAGAAGAAAGUGUUCAAAUUAAAAAGCUGCUGCCUAGUA